CCCAGUGUGUCAGCUUUGGGUCUCACUACUAGCAGUAUCUCACGUGCCGAUCUUAUCUUCUUUUCUCUCUUAAACAAUGACUGUUUAAACAACCAGCGCUCUCUUCUCCCCUGUCAUGAUCCUCUCCCCUUCAAUUCUCCAUCUUCAACACAGGUAAAUGGAAACUUCCAAGGAGCAAGUCGGUUCAUCUUCUUCGUUAACUGAAGAUCUCUCAGCUUCAAAGGAUUCAUCCCAGCCGUCAAGCUCUCCCGAGAUUUUCACCUUACUCUUCCCUCCUCCGCCCGCUGUGGGGAAGAAAACUCCAUCUUCAGACCUGAUUGAGUCCCUUGACAAGCAGAUAUAUGAAAGUCAAUGUCAAACAUGGAAGAAAAAGAUUUCGGAUGGUGUGGCUAACAGCGGGGAAUGGGGCACGAUAUUCCAGGACAGACCAGACGCUUCCCCAUUGAGUUCAUCACUGUACUAUGGAGCUCAAGAGGACAUGUAUAUCAAGUCAACAGGUGCACAAUCAUGUUCUAAGUAUGAUAAGGAAUAUGACCCCAACGAAAAAAGCUCACAGAGUGUCCCAGGAGCAAACUGGUGGGAUGGGUCAGUUUAUUACUGAGGUCUCACUGUGACCUGCCUAAAACUAUAUAUAUAGAAGAUGGGGGCUUCUAUGUGAUAGGACUCAAGAGUCAUGUGUCUAGAAUUGUAUGUUAUAAAACUUGAAAGUAAUAAUUUUCAAAAAAAAAAAAAGAGCCUCUGCUAUUUAUAAUGCAGGGGUAAAGUUGGUACAACUUAACUCCCAGACCCUAACAAUGUUGGUAUGAGAUAUUACUGAGUUGUCAUUGUUGUUGUUUGGGAUGGUUUUUAAUUUCCUUCUCGAGUGCCGUAGCACACCUCUUCGGCCUUAGCGUUAGCGUUUUGAAAAGGCUAUCUGACGGUAGACUUUAGGGUUAGCGUUUUUUGAAUUAAUCUACACCGUUAAU
Messenger RNA from Cuscuta campestris, 965 nucleotides. The record is from the annotation of a GenBank genome assembly. NCBI's taxonomy places the organism in Eukaryota, Viridiplantae, Streptophyta, Magnoliopsida, Solanales, Convolvulaceae.